UCCGUCGUCGGCUUCAUCUUCUUGUUCUUCAUCUUCAUCUUCAUCUUUUCACGAUGGCUGAAGCUAGUCACCACGCUAAAGAAGUCGAUCCCACCAAUGGCUUCUGCGCCAAAACCAAGACCUUCCGCAGCCUCAGGCCAUCCCUCCCUCUCCCUCCUCCUUCCCUCCCCGUUUCGCUCACCGACUUCCUCCUCUCCAUCCUCCCCUCCUCCUCCUCCUCCUCCUCCUCCUCCUCCGCCUUCCUCGUCGACGCCGCCACCGACCGCCGGGUCACCCCCCCGUGCUUCAUCUCGCAAUGCCGCGCUCUCUCUUCCUUCCUCGCGACCCGCUUCCCUUCCCUCUCCAAGAACGACGUCGCCCUCGUCCUCCCGCCUCCUUCCCUCCACGUCCCCGUCGUCUACUUCACUCUCCUCUCUCUCGGCAUCGUCGUGUCCCCCGCGAACCCCCUGAGCUCCGCCUCCGAGAUCCGCCACCUGGUCGGGCUCAGCAACCCCGUCGUCGCUUUCGCCACCUCGCAAGCAGCUCGGAAGCUGCCGACGCUCAGGCAUGGCACCAUCCUCCUCGACUCGCCCGAGUUCGAGUCCGUUUUCACCCGGGACGGCCCGAAGGAAACCGAUCCCAUUCUCCGCAAUGUCAACCGGGUCACACAGGCGGACCCCGCGACGAUUCUCUACUCUUCGGGCACGACGGGCCGGGUCAAGGGCGUACUCAUGACCCACCGAAACAUGAUCGCGGGGCUCGCCAGCCCUCGCCCAGCCGAGGCUGGCCCGAACUCCGUUCUGCUCUUUCCGCUUCCCCUGUUCCACGUGUACGGGUUCAUGGCGAUAUUGAGAGCGUUUGGGUUGGGGGCGACGGUGGUUUUGAUGGGUAAGUUUGAGCUCCAGGCCAUGCUGAAGGCCGUGGAGAAGUAUGGAGUCGACACGUUGCCGGUGUCGCCGCCGGUCGUCCUCGCGCUGGUGAAGUCCGAGGUUACUGAGAAGUAUGACCUCAGCUCGCUCCACACCGUCGUGUGUGGCGGAGCGCCGCUUGGGAAGGAGGUUUCUGAGCGGUUCCAUCAGAAAUUCCCGAACUUGGAGCUGGUGCAGGGUUAUUCAAUGACAGAGAGCCUAUUAGGAAGUAGGAUGAUGGGGCCUGAUGAGACCAAGCAAUAUGGCUCCGUGGGUCGCCUCUCCGAGGAUAUGGAAGCCAAAAUAAUGGAUCCUUUUACUGGAGAAGCUCUACCUCCAGGCUGCAAAGGCGAAUUGUGGAUGCGUGGCCCAGCCAUCAUGAAAGGUUAUGUUGGAGAUGACAAGGCAACGGCUGAGACAUUGGAUCCUGACGGUUGGCUAAAAACUGGCGAUCUUUGUUACUUUGACUCAGAGGGGUUCCUCUACAUUGUGGAUAGGCUAAAGGAAUUGAUAAAAUACAAAGCGUAUCAGGUCCCACCUGCUGAAUUGGAGCAUGUACUUCAAUCUCAUCCUCAAAUUGCGGAAGCUGCAGUGAUACCGUAUCCUGAUGAAGAGGCAGGGCAGGUUCCAAUGGCUUUUGUGGUGAGGAAGCCUGGUGCAUAUGUUGCAGAAUCUGAAAUCAUGGAGUUCAUUGCUGAACAGGUCGCUCCAUACAAGAAGAUAAGGCGUGUUGCUUUUAUCAGUAGGAUCCCCAAGAAUCCCGCAGGAAAAAUCUUGAGAAGGGAGCUCAUCAGUCAUGCUUUAUCUGCUGGUUCAGCAAAACUGAUUCAUCAUCCAGACCCAAAAGCGAGAAUCCCCCGGGAUGGGCGCAUGGUCCGGAGGAGAACAGGCACGUCUGACGUGCGUAGGCUUGCCAUCACUUUCAAUGCCAAGUGUUGUUGGGGAGAGCGCAUGAACAUCACCCGUCAGCUUCUCGGCCAUGAACAGUGUAAGCGUAAGGAAAGUGUAAUUCUUGUUGGAAAAAUAGUGAGUGUUCGUCGUCGUCCCCAUCACCUUCUUCUUCAUCUUCUUCUUCAUCUUUUCACGAUGGCUGAAGCUAGUCACCACGCUAAAGAAGUCGAUCCCACCAAUGGCUUCUGCGCCAAAACCAAGACCUUCCGCAGCCUCAGGCCCUCCGUCCCUCUCCCUCCUCCUUCCCUCCCCGUUUCGCUCACCGACUUCCUCCUCUCCAUCCUCCCCUCCUCCUCCUCCUCUUCCGCCUUCCUCAUCGACGCCGCCACCGACCGCCGGGUCAACUACCCGUGCUUCAUCUCGCAGUGCCGCGCUCUCUCUUCCUUCCUCGCGACCCGCUUCCCUUCCCUCUCCAAGAACGACGUCGCCCUCGUCCUCCCGCCUCCUUCCCUCCACGUCCCCAUCGUCUACUUCACUCUCCUCUCUCUCGGCAUCGUCGUGUCCCCCGCGAACCCCCUGAGCUCCGCCUCCGAGAUCCGCCACCUGGUCGGGCUCAGCAACCCCGUCGUCGCUUUCGCCACCUCGCAAGCAGCUCGGAAGCUGCCGACGCUCAGGCAUGGCACCAUCCUCAUCGACUCGCCCGAGUUCGAGUCCGUUUUCACCCGGGACGGCCCGAAGGAAACCGAUCCCAUUCUCCGCAAUGUCAACCGGGUCGCACAGGCGGACCCCGCGACGAUUCUCUACUCUUCGGGCACGACGGGCCGGGUCAAGGGCGUAUUCAUGACCCACGGAAACAUGAUCGCAGGGAUCGCGGGCGCUCGCCAAGUCGAGCCAGACGCGUCCGUCGAGCCCGGCCCGAAGUCCGUUUUGCUGAUUCCGCUCCCCCUGUUCCACGUGUACGGGUUCGUGGCGAUAUUGAGAGCGUUUGGGAUUGGGGCGACGGCGGUUUUGAUGGGGAAGUUCGAGCUCGAGGCCAUGCUGAAGGCCGUGGAGAAGUAUGGAGUCGACACGUUGCCGGUGUCGCCGCCGGUCGUGCUGACGCUGGUGAAGUCGGAGCUGAUCGGGAAGUAUGACCUCAGCUCGCUCCGCACCGUCCUGUGUGGCGGAGCGCCGCUUGGGAAGGAGGUUUCCGAGCGGUUCCAGCAGAAAUUCCCUAACGUGGAGCUGGUGCAGGGUUAUGCAUUGACAGAGAGCCUAUUAGGAAGUAAGAUGAUGGGGCCUGAUGAGACCAAGCAGUACGGCUCCGUGGGUCGCCUCUCCGAGAAUACGGAAGCCAAAAUAGUCGAUCCUGUUACUGGAGAAGCUCUACCUCCUGGCUGCAAAGGCGAAUUGUGGCUGCGUGGCCCAGCCAUCAUGAAAGGUUAUGUUGGAGACGACAAGUCGACGGCUGAGACAUUGGACCCUGACGGUUGGCUAAAAACUGGCGAUCUUUGUUACUUUGACUCGGAGGGGUUCCUUUACAUUGUAGAUAGGCUGAAGGAAUUAAUAAAAUACAAGGCGUAUCAGGUCCCACCUGCUGAAUUGGAGCAUUUACUUCAAUCUCAUCCUCAAAUUGCGGAUGCCGCGGUGAUACCGUAUCCUGAUGAAGAGGCAGGGCAGGUUCCAAUGGCUUUUGUGGUGAGGAAGCCUGGUGCAUAUGUUGCAGAAUCUGAAAUCAUGGAUUUCAUUGCUGAACAGGUUGCUCCAUACAAGAAGAUAAGGCGUGUCACUUUUAUCAGUAGCAUCCCCAAGAAUCCCGCAGGAAAGAUCUUGAGAAGGGAGCUCAUCAGUCAUGCUUUAUCUGCUGGUUCAGCUAAAUUGUAAAAUCUUUGACCAGGAAAAGAAGUCCCAUUUGUUUAAGAUAAACAGGCCGUUAUUAUCAGUUCUCUGUAUUUGGCAAUUUGCUGCUCCAUGGUGUGUAUGUAGCACUUAGUUUUUGGAAGUGAUUGACCAUACCUUACCGAAGACAAACAUAAACCUGCCAAUUGUGAAAUCCCGACUGAAUCUUAUACCAGUUCAUUAGAGAAGCCGUGCUUGUUAAUACUGGCCUAAAGUGGUUGAGUUCGAUUCCCCACUAGAGUCCUUCAGUUAGAUGCGACAGAUGAGCCUAUAUUCUUGUAUUUUGUCAUUGUUUUUGGAUGAAAUAUGCCAUUAUCAUCA
This is a messenger RNA of Syzygium oleosum, 3977 nucleotides long. RefSeq lists its product as uncharacterized. The transcript is spliced from 13 exons. Lineage: Eukaryota; Viridiplantae; Streptophyta; Magnoliopsida; Myrtales; Myrtaceae. The record is from RefSeq and is a predicted model, not a curated record. Gene Ontology annotation, molecular function: CoA-ligase activity. The coding region runs from base 54 to 3641 and encodes 1195 amino acids.